GCGCACACACACAGAGACACACACAAUCAGAAACUGAAACAGAGCACGACUUGUAAAGCAAGCCCAACCAGGCACUCUCUCUCUCCCUCUCUCUCUCUCUCUCGCUCGCUCCUUCUCCUCGACUCAGUUUCCUGCUUUGAAAGGAGGCCAUUUUGUGCCGACAGCAGUCCGGGGCAGUUAACUUUUCAUUCUUGCCUUUUGUUUUGUUUAUUUGUUUUGUGUGGGGGGGGAGUUCCCUCCCUGUUAUAUUGUCCUGUGGGCUGCGUUUGGACUUUCUCCUCCACACAGCAGCUUCUUCCUCAGCGCAGCGGAGCCUGGAUUUCUGCUCUCGCUACCAGCCGCACACACCUCUCCUGCUGCUGGUUUUGAAGAAAGGAGCCGAUUUGCGAGCAGGUACCUGACAGCCGGGGCGCCCCUGGAGAGGGUGCGGGGACAGAAAAGGACAGUGAGGACCGGAGCUUCACCCAUUCUGCCUACAGAGAGAUCCUCCAGCUCCCAGAAACUUCUUCCCCACCCCCUGUCCCGCUCCCGCCAGCGGGAUGGCCAACGCCAGCCCCUGCCUGCCCUCGGGGCCCCUGUCCCAGGUCUUCUUUCCCCAGGGACGGCCCUCGCCCCCGGGGUCCGUGAUAGUCCAGCACGGGACCCCGGUCGCCAUGCCCUCGCCCGCUGCCACCUCCGCCGCGCCCCAGACCAUGGACCUCGGCGUGGGCCCGGGGCCCGGGGGUACGGCCACGCAGCCUACGCCCCCCACCCCGAGCGGGGUGUCCUUCAUCAUCCAGAUCGGCCUGACGCGCGAGUCUGUGUUCCUGCCCCAGGCGGCCGACCUCGCCUACAUCAAGCAGAUCGCCUGCUCCAUCGUGGACCAGAAGUUCCCAGAGUGUGGCUUCUAUGGGAUCUACGACAAGAUCCUGCUCUUCAAGCAUGACACGGGCACCAACAACAUCCUCCAGCUGGUCAAAGGCACUGCCGACAUUCAGGAGGGCGACCUCAUCGAGGUGGUUCUGUCAGCUGCUGCCACCUUUGAGGACUUUCAGAUCCGGCCUCAUGCCCUCAGCGUGCACUCCUACCGCGCUCCUGCUUUCUGUGACCACUGCGGAGAGAUGCUGUUCGGCCUGGUGAGACAGGGCCUCAAGUGUGACGGCUGUGGGCUGAACUACCACAAGCGCUGUGCCUUCAGCAUCCCCAACAACUGCAGCGGGGCACGCAAGCGCCGACUCUCCACGACCUCACUGACCAGCAGCCAAUCGCAGAGGCUCUCCACCACCGAGUCCCUCGGCAGCGUGUGCACCAUCGCUGACGAGACGGCGGGGCUCGUGAGGACGCACACACAGAUGCCUCGGACCCCCAGCGAGGCACGGCGCUUCUACACGGGCCGUCCCGUCCACCUGGACAAGAUCCUGAUCCACAAAGUGAAGGUCCCCCACACCUUCGCCAUCCACUCGUACACCCGGCCCACCGUCUGCCAGUACUGCAAGAGGCUGCUGAAGGGCCUGUUCCGCCAGGGGCUCCAGUGCAAGGACUGCAAGUUCAACUGUCACAAGCGCUGUGCAUACAAAAUUCCCAAUGACUGCCUGGGAGAGACUAUAGAAGGCAUGCUGAGCCCCAGUGUGGAUCAGGAGGUUCCCAUGGACUACAGCAGUGAGUUUGGGGACUCGGACAAAUCGCCCCUGAUGGACGACUCAGACGAUGCAGACGCCUGCAGCAUCCCUGGGUCCUUCACCCCCGGCACCUUCCCUGAUAGCAGCCAGGACGGAGCCAGUGGAGACCAGAGCUCCAUGGGGUACAUCCCCCUGAUGCGGGUUGUGCAGUCAGUCAGACAGACCACUCGUCGCUCCAGCACUGCCAUCAAAGAGGGCUGGAUGGUCCACUACAGCAACAAGGACACACUGAGGAAGCGGCACUACUGGCGUUUAGACUGUAAGUGCAUCAUCCUCUUCCAGAACGACACCACCAACAAGUACUACAAGGAAAUCCCGCUGUCGGAGAUCCUGGAGGUGCGUCCCGCGGGGGACUUCUCCCUCGUGCCGGCCGGGGCCAGCCCUCACUGCUUCGAGAUCGUCACGGGAACCAUGCGCUAUUUCGUGGGGGAGGAUCCCAACCCGUCCUCCACGCCCACCCCCGCCCCCGCCCCGUCCCCGGGCUCCCCUGGCUCCCCCGACGCCCCGGCCCCGGCCCCGGCCCCCUCCUCCUCGCCCAGUAGCGUCACGCCAAACAGUGGGGUGGGCCGGGAGAACGCCAAGGCUUGGGAGACCGCCAUUCGCCAGGCCCUCAUGCCAGUCAUCUUCCAGGACACGCCCACAGCGCAAGGGCACACCCCCCACAGGCAGGCGUCGGUGAGCAUCUCUGUCUCCAACAGCCAGAUCCAGGAGAAUGUGGACAUUGGUAUGGUGUAUCAGAUCUUUGCAGAUGAGGUUUUGGGCUCAGGGCAGUUUGGAGUUGUGUACGGAGGCAAGCACAGGAAGACCGGGCGGGACGUGGCGGUCAAGGUGAUUGACAAGCUGCGCUUCCCCACCAAGCAGGAAAGCCAGCUGAGGAACGAGGUCGCCAUUCUCCAGAGUCUGCGGCACUUGGGCAUAGUGAAUCUGGAGUGCAUGUUUGAGACGCCGGAGAAGGUGUUUGUGGUCAUGGAGAAGCUGCACGGGGACAUGCUGGAGAUGAUCCUGUCCAGCGAGAAGGGCAGGCUGCCUGAACGCCUCACCAAGUUCCUCAUUACACAGAUCCUGGCUGCUCUGAGGCACCUGCAUUUUAAGAACAUUGUUCACUGCGACCUGAAGCCAGAGAACGUUCUGCUGGCUUCCGCGGAGCCCUUCCCCCAGGUGAAGCUGUGCGAUUUCGGAUUCGCCCGUAUCAUCGGGGAGAAGUCGUUCCGGCGCUCCGUGGUGGGCACGCCGGCCUACCUGGCACCCGAGGUGCUCCGUAACCAGGGCUACAACCGCUCGUUGGACAUGUGGUCGGUGGGAGUGAUCACGUACGUCAGCCUGAGCGGCACCUUCCCCUUCAACGAGGACGAGGACAUCAAUGACCAGAUCCAGAACGCCGCCUUCAUGUACCCGCCCAACCCCUGGAAGCACAUCUCCCCUGACGCCACUGAUCUGAUAAACAACCUGCUGCAAGUGAAGAUGAGAAAGCGUUACAGUGUGGACAAGAGCCUCAGUCACACCUACCUGCAGGACUACCAGACGUGGCUGGACCUGCGUGAGCUGGAGACCAAGCUGUGCGAGCGCUACAUCACCCACGAGAGCGACGACAACCGCUGGCAGCAGUUCGCCCGCGAGCACACGCUGCCCUACCCCGCCCACCUGGUGCCGCCGCGGCCCGCCUUCCAGGACCAGGACGACUGCGAGGACGACUGCGACAUGCAGGGCCUGACCGAGCGCGUCAGCAUCCUCUAACCCCCAGACCCGGGCGUGUCAGCAUCCUCUAACCACCAGACCUGGGCGCGUCAGCGUCCUCUAACCCCCAAACCUCCUCUAACCCCCAAACCCGGGCGCGUCAGCGUCCUCUAACCCCCAAACCCGGGCGCGUCAGCGUCCUCUAACCCCCAAACCCGGCACCACCGCACCCCACCCCUCCUGUACUCAAACCCUGCCCCGUCUGCCCUAGGUCUUCUAGACUUUGAACCCACGGAGCAUGGGGACCAGCGCCCACCCCCCGCCCCCCCGCCCCCGUUCCCCUCAGGUCCACAGUCAGCAGUGGGAUCAGUGGGCAGUGGUAAAGGCCGGUGCUGAAACUCAGACCAGCAAACUGUGUCGCGCGCUCUCCGCGGAUGAAGUCGAGCCACUUCACUGAUCCACCCGCUGCCUGCCUUUCAUCAGAUGGCCUAUAGGCCUGCAGCUAUGAAGGAAGACCACGAUGAUGGCCAUGGGAUACUAAAGACCAUAAAAACAAUAAAGGCAUUGAUGUGCCUGUACUUUCCUCCCUCACAACCUCAAAGUUUAUUAAUAUAAUAUUUUCUUGGCUGUCAGUGUAUCACCCUGUUAAGAUAGAGCUGGGGCCUGCUGGAUUGCUGUAGCAGAGCGUCUUGGGCUGGGAGUUAUCGCUUCUCCUGCUGCCACCAAGUGCCUCUCAGUAAUUGUUCAGUUCCUUUCCCUCCGUAGCUGAAGUUGCUCUUUACAAAAAAUGGCAGAAAAUGGCAGCAUUGUGUUCACAAGAUGGCCGCAUUGUGUUCACAAGAGACCUGGCAAGAGAACUGAUGCAGGACUGAUUGUUUGGAUUAGAUAUUUGUUCUUUCUCUUCUGUCUUUAUUGACAUUGUCGCUGUAACUGACACUGCCAUUAAGAGAUGUUGCAAGGGUUUUAACUAACUUUUAGAGGUCCACACGGAAGGAAGAUGAAAAUCAAACUAAGUCCCAGACUCCACCACAUUGGCCUGAAGGUAAUUUGCCAAUGACAAGCAGAAAGGUUUAGCGAUCUGGGUUAACUGACCAGGCGAGAUAAAGUGUGAGGGGCAAUGAUGCAGCUUUAGUUUUUUUGUUUUUUUUUAACAUACUACUCAAUAUUUAGAAGAAAGUUUGACUUGUUCAUCCCACCAGAGCCCCAGAGAUAGCAAAUUCGAUUUUCUAACCGAGCUGGAAAGCCACUCAGCAUGGCUGGUGAAUUUUCUUUUGGGCGUGAGGAAUGGACUGAUUUUGCCCUCCCAGAGAGCAGGGGGCAGUGCUGCACAAAGGACACCUUUUACCAAUAUCUCUAAGUGGAUCAUCCAAUGAAUAACAACAGGCUGCUUGGUAGAGGAGGGCAACUUCAUGGAAUAUUGGUAAUUAAAGAAUUAAAAGCCUUUUGUAAAAUAGGUUGCAUAAUAAUCUUAGUCAUGGAGGACUUAUUUUGUAUACAUAAUACAUAGCUAUAUGUAGUGUAUGUUUUGGGAAUGUAUGACUAUAUGGAAGAUCCCAGCAUGCUAAUACAAUUUAGUGAUGAAAAA
This is a messenger RNA of Conger conger (European conger), 4917 nucleotides long. It is a transcript of the gene prkd2, whose product is annotated as protein kinase D2. Gene Ontology annotation, biological process: protein phosphorylation. Lineage: Eukaryota; Metazoa; Chordata; Actinopteri; Anguilliformes; Congridae. The transcript has 18 exons. Gene Ontology annotation, molecular function: protein serine/threonine kinase activity; ATP binding. The coding region runs from base 540 to 3392 and encodes 950 amino acids. The record is from RefSeq and is a predicted model, not a curated record.